UAGUGUCAGAGCAAUCUGAGUACAUGGAAUACAUUGUACAGACAGGCUCUUGGUUGUGUUGCAAGUUGCUUAGGCUUCCUCGCGGGCUGCCUGAUUGCUCCACUGAUUUUUUUCUUCCGAAAUAAGAGCAAAGGCGUAAAGUCGGUCUGGGCAACUUAGCCUGCUUGUGUGUGUACGGUCGAGGCGGGGCGUGCAGUCAAGUCUCAGUUGUUCAAUGAUUGGAAAGUUAGACUACACUUCGGAAGGCUUAUGUAGAGGGACUGGUUGUGUUAUAUCAGCGAAUAAUUUAGCUGUACUGCCAUAUUCUGAGAAAACUACUUCCAAAUCAAGAGGAGAUCCCGGCUAUCAACAUAACAGCUGCCGGAACACGAAAUAUCGCGGAGCUCCGUAAUACAACAAAGACUAGCAUCUCCUUCACUACAUCGUUUACGCUUAACAUUUGUGGAUAGUUUCGGAUUUUUUUUAGUUCUGCGCGUAUAUUCAAAGUUCAUGUAAGACCAGUGAUUUCAUAUCUUAUAAAGAACUGAAACAAGACAAUCCAUACAAAGGAAAAUACAGCACCGUACUGCAUGCGCUACAGUUAAAUACACUAACUGAAAGAAGCAAUGAGGUCAUUUUAAUGGAGUGAUCAGUUCAUUUGGGAAAAGCUCUGGAACUGUUCCUGUGUUUGGAAGAAGGAAUUUUUUGGAGAACUACUCUGAGAAAGCCCCUGGGUGUUUGACAGGUGCUCAAGUGGUGUGCCGGAGCAAGAGGAGGCUUUUAUUGCUGUGAAGUUGCUGGAGGACCAGGUGCCACCAGUUGAGGGUCAGGGAGUAUAGAAGCCAAAGCAAGCUUGGAUGCCAAGGACACUAUGGAGAGCCCGGCCCUGGAGUCCAAAGCAGAGCGGAUUGCCCGGUACAAGGCGGAAAGGAGGAGGGAGCUUGCAGAGCGCUAUGGCACCACAGAGGACCGCUCCUCCAAAUACACAAGGAGCGACAGGAGAGAGGCCUCAGAUACCGUUGCCAAGAGCCACCAGACGACGCCAACGCCUGAAGUCUCUGUCAAAGAUGAUACCCAAACAGAUGAUGCCGGCGACCGAACAAGCGGCCAUGCCGAGCAGAGGGCCUCAGGCACCACACAGAAGGCAGGAGACAGAGGGGGCGUCUGCUCGGAUGAUGCACUGCUGCCUACACGAGAGACAACCGUGGCGAAAGUCUCCAAUGGUGAUGAGGUGAACACAGCAGGGCCACCCUCCUCAAAGAGCUCGGUGGAAACUGAGGAAGGGCAGAAGCCAAAAGCUGAUGUGAAAACAGAUGACAGAGCCAAGCUGAGCGUUGCUGCCAAGAUGUCUCUGUUUAAAGAGCUGGAGAAGACAUCUGUCUUGAAGCCCCGCCCAGAAGGUGGGGCUCAUGAACGUCGGGCACGACGUGCCACUGAGCAGCGGGCUCUCACACAGCCAAUCACCAGCGAGGAAAUGGUGGUGGCAGUGAGCCUCCCCAAGGUGUCCGUGUCAGACGAGGUCCAGUCCGGGUGGGAAGUGGGGAGGUCCAUAGGGAGAGGCGAAGGCUCAAAAGGUACCCUCAGCGAGAAGAUGGCCCUCUUCAACAAGAUAUCCCAGCUGGACAGCAAGGCAGAGCCGGUGGUGGAGGCUGCAGACAAGCGCAGACAGAAAGGGGGACGCUACCGCACACAGCCUAUCACUGUGGACGAGGUCGAGCUGGUCCAGACUGAUCUGACCCAGCUACCCCCACUGCAGCUGUCUGACCGCCAGCAGGCCCAGUCCUCCAGCCUGAAGCCCUCCGAGAUGCGGCAGCUCCCGGAGGAGCAGCAGACCCCCCGGCGCCCCCUGCAGCGCCAGGAUUCCGAGCCCCGAGAGGUCAGGAGCAUCCUGAAGAAGAGCCGCUCCACUAGCGUGGAGAGCGACUCUGGGGGUGCAGGGAGCUCUGCACAGCACUCCCCUGGGGAGACGCCCCUGGACAUGCUGCGGAGAGGUCAGAAUGAGGAGGAGGAGGAGCUGGAAAGGGAGGGAGAUGAGGAAGAGGAGGAGGAGGAGGAGGAAGAGGAGGAGGAGCAGGAGGAGGCAGACGCAGCACACCUGGAGAGCUCCCAGGGGUCCGCAAGUGAUGACAGUCCCCCUCCCUCUGACCGCUGGAGUCUGAGGGACAGGAGCAGUUCCUCCAGCUCCAGAGAAGAGGCCUCUACCAAGGCCCCGGGCCGUGCACCCUCCCCCGAUGAGACCUACCGCCUGGAGAAGACCUCCUCUUUGUCUGAGGAGGGCGAUGAGUUGGACAGCAGUCUGGAUGGUAGCUUGGCCUCCUCCCUGAAAGACAGGCUGUCUGAUAUGGUCAGCAGCGAAGAUGACUGGAGGGGUAAGCUGAAGAAGAGCAAGCCCAGCGAGGUGGUUCACACGUCCCUGGCUGACCGCUGCAACCAGCUGCAGGACGCAGAGAAUGCCUGGAGGAAGAAGAAGUCCCAGGCGGAUGUGGAGACGAAGAUGUCGUUGGCGGAGCGUAUGCGGAUCCUGCAGGAGAAGGAGGAGCAGUGGAAGACCAAGGGGAAGGGCGCCUCCAACGACUCCACGCAGUUCACUGUCGCCGGGCGCAUGGCCAAGAGAGGCUUGGUGGCUCCCGCGUCAGGCAGAGAAGAGCUCCCUGUCUUCCACAGCAAGAAAUCCAACACGGGAACUCCAGUCAAGCCUCUGGAAGAGAUCUCUGCCCGCACUGACGUCGAAGUUGAGGGGGACAAGAGGCUGGACAAGCUGGAGUCCUUCUUGGGCAAGCUGCAUAACAAAGCAUCCGGCCACCGGGAGACCUCCAUCAAAGUGACGGCGGAGACGGUGAAGGAGGUGAUGACGCUGGAUGAUGAGGAGACAUUCGGACGCUUCUACAAGACCAUUUCCCCCUCCGCCCUCAGCUCCAGCAGCCCUGCUGUCAUUGAACAGGACUUCAGCAACAUCCAGUCCAACACACCCAAGCUGACGUCCGCUGUGGCUGAGCACAAGCGGGCGGUGCGUCCGGCCCGGAAGACGCAGGCCUCCCGGAACCCCCUGCGGGCCUUGGCAGCGCGGGACGACAUCCGGCAGGAGUACACAGAGCAGCGGCUCAACGUGGCUACCGUGGAAACCAAGAGGAUCCAAGUGGAGAGGAUGGCCAAACAUUCCAACCUGGCCGACGCUGCACUGGCGGGGCUGGCCAGCAAGGAGAACUUCCGCAAAGUCCAUCUGCGCAAUGUGAAGUCCACCGAGGUGGUGACCAACAACAGCGCCGUGCCCUUCAACAAGCUCAUGCUCAUCCAAAUCAAAGGUCGGAGGCACGUCCAGGUGCGUCUGGUGGAGCCGACGGCUCGGUCGCUAAACAGCGGGGACUGCUUCCUGCUUAUUACACCCAAACACUGCUACCUGUGGAGCGGGGAGUUUGCCAACGUCAUCGAGAAAGCCAAGGCCUCGGAGAUGGCAUCCUAUGUGCAGGCCAAGCGUGACCUGGGCUGCAAGGCUCCGCAGGUCACCAUCCUGGAAGAGGGAAUCAACACUGAUAGCAGCCGCGCCAAAGAGUUCUGGAACUUGCUGGGGGGCAAGACGGACUACAAGGGAGCUGGGGAUCCAGAGGAGGAUGAACUCUAUGAGAGUGGAGUGGUGGAGUCUAACUGUAUAUACCGCUUGGUGGAGGACCGGCUGGUUCCCCAUGAUGAGGCCUGGGCUUCCAUCCCCAGUGUGUCCAUGCUCAACUCUAAAGAGGUGCUGGUGUUUGACUUUGGCAGCGAGGUGUAUGUGUGGCAUGGGAAAGACGUGCCCUUGAAAGACAGGAAGGUGGCAGUGCAGCUGGGCAAGCAGUUGUGGGGCGGGUCUUACGACUACAGCAACUGCCGAGUCAAUCCGCUGGAUCCCUUGGGCAGCAAUUCAGAGAUCCAGCCGCAGGGCGAGGGGCGGCCCAGCUGGGCCCUGUUCGGGAGGCUGUCGGAGCACAAUGAGACGGCGCUUUUCCGGGAGAAAUUCCUGGACUGGGCUGAGAGGAGCAGCACCAAGGAGGAGAGCACAGCGGAGGAGGUUAAGAGUCCCGUGCACGCCACGCCCCACGAGUCAGAGCUGCGGCCCUGCGACGCCAAGGCCCUGCUGGCAGGAGGGGGCGGGGCGGUGCGCACCAUGCUGGAGGGCGUGGACGUGCAGCGGGGGCACGGUCUGGUGCGCUCGGAGGACGGCCGCCAGGCGGAGCUGGCCACCGUCGCCGUGGACGUCUGGCACAUCCGCGAGUUCGAUGACUAUGAGAUACCGAAGGAGAGCUUCGGCCAGAUGCAUGAAGGGGACACCUACGUCAUCCGCUGGAAGUACUCGGUCACCAGUGUGGUGGGGAAGAGACAGAAGCCUGGGGAAGUGAGCAGCGGGGGUCCAGGGCGUGAGCGCUGUGCCUGCUUCUUCUGGCAGGGCCAACACUCCAGUGUCAGUGGUAAAGGCACCUCAGCACUCAUGACUGUGGAGCUAGGUAGCCACAGGGGGGCGCAGGUGUUGGUCUCUCAGGGGAAGGAGCUGCCCUGCUUCCUGCAGCUCUUUCAGGGAGGCCUGGUCAUCCACAAGGGCAGCAGGGAGGACAGUGCCACCAACACAGGGGGUUGGCGUCUGUUCUGCGUGCGGGGCGAGGUGGCAGUCGAGGGCUCGCUGGUGGAGGUGGCAUGCUGCUGUGCGAGCCUGCGCUCCCGCGCCUCCCUGGUUCUGCUCAACGCCCAGCAGGAGGCGCUCUUCCUGUGGCACGGCUGCAAGUCUCACGUCAGUGCGCGGGAGGUGGGCAAGAAGACAGUGGAGCGCCUGACGCAGACGUGUCCCCCUGAGCUUGGGCUGAACAGUAAUAGCAAUGUGAGAGUGCAAGAGGUAGAGGAGGGGGCGGAGCCAGUGGAGUUUUGGAACGCUCUGGGGCAGCAGGACAGGAAGGCCUAUGACUGCAUGCUGCAAGACCCGGGCAAGUACAACUUCACCCCACGGCUGUUCCACCUGAGUGCCUCCUCGGGGGUCUUUGAGGGGGAGGAGCAGCUGAGUCCCGCCCGCGUCACGGGCGCCGUCAUGGCCAUGCCCUUCCUGCAGGAGAACCUGUACUCUGUGCCCCAGCCAGCCCUCUUCUUGCUGGAUAACCGGAUGGAGGUGUACUUGUGGCAGGGCUGGCAGCCCGAGGACACAGAGUGCACCGGCUCCGCCAAGAUCCGCUGGGACAACGAGAGGAAAUGUGCCAUGGAAACGGUGCUUCAGUACUGCAAAGAGAAGAACACGAGGCGCCCUCCGCAGGCCUACCUGACCCUUGCAGGUGCUGAGCCCCUCACCUUCACCAACAUCUUCCCCUACUGGGAGAAAGACCCCAACAUCAAGCUGCAGGAAGAGGCGGUGCGGAGCAAGGUGAUGCUGGUCCAGGAUGCUCUGUCCAGGCUCACUAAGACCCACUACUCUGUGGAGGAACUGAUGGCCAAGCCCCUCCCUGAGGGGGUGGAUCCUCUGCACCUGGAGGUCUACCUCUCUGACCAGGACUUCCAGAGGGUUUUGGAGAUGAAGAGAGAGGAGUUCAACUCCCUUCCAAACUGGAAACAAAUCAACCUGAAAAAAAGUAAAGGACUGUUUUGAAAACAAGGUGAAAAAAUGUAAUGUAUUCUUCUAUGCUACAUCUGUAAACAGCAAAAAAAGAAAAAAAAAUACUCUGCACUUUUUUGUAUUUCUUUUUAAGAAAAGCAGAUUUUCUUGAGUGACGGCUCAAAUGUACAGUUCUUACCUCACAGCUGUGUCUGUUUUUAAAGGGUUACCUAUUUGUCUGUCUGUCUGAAGAUGGUCGGGUUAGAGACUGAUUUUAGAGACUAUUCUGCCAUUUAUUUCAGCCAAAUGUAAAUCUGUCUUUGGGUGAAAAGGACUGCCUGCGCCUUCAAAGAGAGGGGCUUAAUUUUUCCAAAUAUAUCAAACUAUAUACAAGUUAAAGACAAAGCCUGAAAUAUAAAUAUGUAUCAUAAAUAUAUAUUGUUUUUCUUUGGUAUUAACUUUCUGUAAAAUGUAACAAAGGUGCAAACACUAAACUGAAACAGUAAUUUCAGAGAGUGAGUGUAUAUACAGUACUGUGCGGUCACAGGCUUCUGGUAGGAAUGUUUUCAGGGUUGCACCCUGGUCUUCCUUCCUCAUUACCCAUGAUCUAAGGAAAUGCCUGAGCGAUGAGCUGCCUUCAA
Messenger RNA from Megalops cyprinoides (Indo-Pacific tarpon), 6162 nucleotides. RefSeq names its product supervillin d (gene svild). The record is from RefSeq and is a predicted model, not a curated record. NCBI's taxonomy places the organism in Eukaryota, Metazoa, Chordata, Actinopteri, Elopiformes, Megalopidae. The coding region runs from base 851 to 5575 and encodes 1574 amino acids. Gene Ontology annotation, biological process: cytoskeleton organization; actin polymerization or depolymerization; actin filament severing. Gene Ontology annotation, cellular component: cytoplasm; actin cytoskeleton. Gene Ontology annotation, molecular function: phosphatidylinositol-4,5-bisphosphate binding; actin filament binding. The transcript is spliced from 29 exons.